This is a messenger RNA of Scylla paramamosain (green mud crab), 5825 nucleotides long. Its product is annotated as homeobox protein PKNOX1-like. The record is from RefSeq and is a predicted model, not a curated record. Gene Ontology annotation, molecular function: RNA polymerase II cis-regulatory region sequence-specific DNA binding. Lineage: Eukaryota; Metazoa; Arthropoda; Malacostraca; Decapoda; Portunidae. Gene Ontology annotation, biological process: regulation of transcription by RNA polymerase II.
CGGCGUUCUUUCCCCUGCAGGGCGGAGACCCGUGACGGCGGCGUGCUCGGCAGUAUGAUGACGGCUGGGUAUCCUGAACAGGGGGGCGGCGGUGGGGGGCCUCCUUCAGCUGGGGCCGCGGCAGUAGGGGGAGCGACCGCGCCCACCCCGCAGCCAGUCGUGCCACCCGCCCAUGCCCCCGCCCAGCCCGCCCAUGAACAGUGCCUCUCCGGCCAGCCACUCCAGCCAGACCAUCAUAACUACCACGACCAGGCACAGUUUGAGGCUGACAAGCGGUCUGUGUACAAGCACCCGCUGUUCCCGUUGCUGGCGCUGCUGUUUGAGAAGUGCGAGCUGGCUACUCAGAGUGCAGAUUCCGUGAGCAGCGAUUCCUUCAACCUGGACAUCCAAGCGUUUGUCCAGCAUCAGGAGAGGGACCGCAAGCCCUUCCUUAUGAACGACCCGGAGGUGGACGGCCUGAUGAUCAAGGCCAUCCAGGUGCUGCGUAUACACCUGCUGGAGCUGGAGAAGGUGCAGGAGUUGUGCAAGGACUUCUGCAACCGCUACAUCACCUGCCUCAAGGGGAAGAUGCAGAGCGAGAACCUUCUGAGAACUGAGUACGGCUACGACUCCCCGGGCUCGCCUGACGGAGGAAGCCCCUACAACGGCCACCACAUGCACCACAUGCACCAUCCACACCCACAGGUAGUUAGCGCACACAAGACAGCUCCCCUGACCCCCCCGUCGUGUGAGGAGGAGGAGGAAGGAGGAAUGCGCGCCAGACAGCGAGGCGUCCUACCCAAGCAUGCCACAGCCAUCAUGAAGGCCUGGCUCUUCCAGCAUAUUGUACACCCGUACCCAAGCGAGGACGAGAAGCGGCACAUCGCGGCGCAGACCAACCUGACGCUGCUGCAGGUCAACAACUGGUUCAUUAACGCCCGCCGACGCAUCCUGCAGCCCAUGAUCGACGCCUCCACUCCUCCCGAACAAAAGACCAAAAAAUCGAAGGCCUACAACCCCAAGGCCUCUGCCACAAGGUUCUGGCCCGAUAGUCUUAUAAGUCUGCAUGGUAAACCACAGAACAAUAACAUCAACACGGCUUCGUCACUUGCUGCCAAGACUAACCUUAACUCGGAGGUGGCGGCGAGCCCCACAUCCAUGACGGGCGAGGAGGACGCAGAAGAUAUCGAGGACGAGGAUGAAGAGAAGACGAGAGAACAGGAGGAAGAGGUAGAAGAGAAGUUCAAGGAUGAAAACAGUUUCUUUCGGCCCAAGUCGGAGAGUCCGGUGCGUCAGGAGCUGGACAGUUAGUGGUCCAGGCGACGCGCGGCUCCUCUGGCUCGCGGCUACGGCCAGCACUGCGCUGAGCCACGCAGCGACAGGCAGACAGACAGACAGCCUCUCACGCGGCCCCUGGCGACGGUCAGAAUCACUAGAACAACGAGUUUCUAAGCGUGUUAGACAAUAAUCCCUUCAGGAAAGUGCUCGGUCUGUAGCGAGUCGUGGAUGUCUUUGUAGCACACGGCACUCACUCAGCACACCACGCUCACGGAUGUACUGGUUCAGAUUGGCCUGCAGUGCAUACUCGUACAUAAUGCAUCGAACUUAUUAGUAUUGGAUUUUAUAUAACUGACCUCAACGUGUAUGAGAGAUGAUUAAUUUCGAAGACUAAUGCAUACAGAUAGGCUGUAACUCAGACAAUAACUUAAUGAUAAGGACGCCGCAUGAUCAGACACAUAGGCUCAUUUCCAUUUUGUUAUGUAUAAAAGAGAGUAAAGUUGAUGAUAGAUGAAUUUGUGUAUUAGAAGCAGAAGAGACUCAGGAUGCCACACGCCGCGCCGCGCCGCAUCGCCACUAAUGAGGCGGAGCGUGCCGCGCCAAACUGCAGCAAGGUGCGGCCUCGCAGCGCACGGCGGCGAGUCUUACGGUAGUUGAUGUGAAAUAUUUCUUUUGAGCUUAACAACGAAACUACACAACGAAAUUGUAACGAAUGGGAGAGUAUGUAUAGUGUUGAGGAACCACGGAGCCUUAGGCAGCGGCGGCGGUGACGGGCCCUGUGCGCGGCGAGCUGAGGCACAGGGCCCACACAGUCCUCGCCGAGCCCUGCCGGUAGAGUCGUUAUGACGCAUUAGUAUUUGGCCGAGCGUGUGAGCCACAUAACUGACUGACCGUAGCGUGAGCAGCUUAGAGCGAGUAGAGAGUUUAACAUGUUCUUCCUCCCGAGCCCUCUUCCUCCUCCUGUGAUCUGAGUGCCAAGACCCACCAGGCCCUGAGCGCCCCGCCAGCAGCGCCGCGCCCCUGGCCCUGCUCCGGGCGGGCCACCAGCCAAGAGGUGUGCGGCGCGGCGGCCCGCGACGCCUCACAAGACUCGCUUCUGUGACCUGGAUUGUGAGAGCAAGAUGUUGAUGGGAGUGUCGAAGAAAUAUUGUAAUAAUUUUGAGCACCAAGGAACCAAAGAAUUCUCAUUCAUCUCAUAAGUGAUCAGAUGCUUAGUCUGAGAGAGAUAUACAUAAUAUAUAUAAAUAAUCUCCCCGUGUGAGGGAAGAGCAUUUAUUUUCUGAAGUCGCCAUAAGUUCAUUUAUCGAUUCAGGUAACUGUAACGAAGUAUACGAUGCUGUGCAACUGAUAAUAGGUAUACGACUACACUUAGAGGUUACGUGUAAUGUUAGGGACUAGAGAGUAACACAGUGAUUAGUUACAGUAUACAGUAUCCCCUCCAUUUGUACUAACCUGUGGUAACGCCUCCCAGACACACACACACACACACACACACACACACACACACACACACACACACACACACACACACACACACACACACACACACACACACACACACUCUCACACACACUUUCACACACAACACAAUACAGACGCACCACACUAACACAACACAACACAGACGUACUAACACACUAACUAACGCAACACAAAAAAAACAUCGAUGAAUAUUCUUUGGUUCCAUGUGUUUUACUUUUAAUGAAGAAAAAUGGCAACACCUGUCCAAGCAGAGUGGUAGUGACCCCCCCCACACUGACUGUCCCCCUGCCCCCUCACCCGGUGGAACACUACCUGGUAUUUCCAAUUUAUUAUGUGGUGAUGUGACCCCAUCUGACCUUAACUCAUUUGUGACCUGGAAAAAAAAAAAAAAGAUGUUUAGUGGUGAUCCAGAUGUUGAACACUUGAACCUCUCCGUAGUGACCUUGCCUGCCCCCCACGCCCCCCACUGUACCUGGAGACGCGUUUGAUGAACUGGCCACGACGCCCUUCCCCCGCCAGCCAUCAUGAACACUUAAACGAGCUUGUUGCGCGCCCGUGUUUAUAGUAAAAAAAUUUUGAAAGUAAAAAAAAAAAAAUGUGUAAAAAAUCCCAAAAAAUAUGAUAUUCAUGUUACUUCUUCUAUAAAAAAAAACAACAAAACAUUUUAUUGGUGAUGUAUCUGUGUGCUUCUGCGUGUUUGUCUAGGACUUUGUGUGGUCAAGGAAUGGCUGGGAGUGUCUUCUCGCGGGCUCCCUCCACCUGGCGGGCUUGACCCUCAACUCCAAGUGCCCUCCUGUAUACGUGAGAGCCCGGCCGGCGCUCUGAGCACGACUCACACACACUCACACACACAUACACACACAUGUACACACACAUAUGAUGAUGACAUGAAGGUGCAUAUUUCUAAGCACAAUAUGAUAUGCAUAAUUCUGUGAUAAUUUUUCAUGUGAUCUUUUCUCUUUUUCUAUUUAAAUUGCAACGAACAAACGAUAGCAAUAAUACGCAACGGGACUGAAAAGUCAAAAAAAAUCAAACCCCCAAUAGCUGCGCCAAGCGUUCUUAGUUUAAUAUGGAUUCUUUUGAGAGUGACACAGGCGGCUGGAGGCGCACGGCUCUCAUUCACUGCAGCAGACGAAAGUAAAGAGAAAAAUGAACACAGACAGAGCUAAGCCACACGCGCGGGACCUCCCCCCCACGUCCAGCGUCCACUGGCAGUAUCCACACAUGGCAAGCUCAACCGGACUUUAGUAAUGGACACUUCUGCGUGUGUUUUCUUGCCACGCCACGGACGCUGCCGCAUGAGGGCAUCUGAGUCCCGCCGUGAGUGCUCUAGUAGGUGGGUCGGGCGUCACCCUCCCCCUCCUCCCUCCCUCCAGCCGCCUCACCUCUUGUAACGUUUCAGCACGACGAUGAAAACAAGGACAAUGGUUGAACUCCCCAGGCCCAGUAACCAGUUUGUGACACCCUCAAGCCUCAGUUUUAGCGCUCUGUAACAACCCUCCUCUUCACCGCCUUUGUAACUCUCUUCAAACAUCCACCUUUGCUUAGGAUAGUAAUGUUUCAUAAUGUUUGCACGUACGUGGAUGUUUCGGUUUUCUUCGUUCUAUUUUCUCUUCUUAACGCGUCGCUCCGCAUUGAUGUUAUUUCCAUGAUUGAUUGUUCUUGUUAAAUCCGCCCCUGGUUUUCGCCCCGCCCCGCCCCGCCCCAACCUCCUGGGGAUCUCAUAGACUUGUUACUGGCUCUACCCUCUUCUUCCUGAGGCCAGUUCACUUGUUACAUUCCAUAUUAAUUGCAGAUGUCCUUACCCUAUUGAGCAUUAAGUAAAGUAUCCUGGUUCAAGAUGUGUUUCAUUUCCUUCCAUUCGAGGCUUUGAAGCUUCGAGACUCGUUUCUGCCAGAUAUCGUCAGAGAGAGAGAGAGAGAGAGAGAGAGAGGAUGUGUGUUAGUACUUGUGAGCGAGUGUGCUAUGGCGGUGAUGCUGCAAGAUAUGACGAGUCGGGUGUCAGGAAAGCGAUGUCGGGUUGCCGAGGAGUCUGAGGCUGAGAACAGACGUAAAGGAUCUCACCGACACUACAGGAGGAGGUGUGGAGGGCGUGCGGAUCACUAAGCUGGACGUGCCCGCCGUGGCCCUUGAGGGAGACCAGGUGCACCUCCGCUGUGACUACGAGGAGGAGAGCCCUUCGAGUCUGUACACACUCAAGUGGUACAAGAAUGAGGAAGAGUUUUUCAGAUAUCAGCCAGGACUUGCACUCAGCGAGGGGGGAGGACCGCUGCCGCAACCACCACCACUACCAUGUGGAUGGCGUCAGUGUGGAUUGCUGGGUGUCCACGGAGAGGGACGUGGUGCUGCAGGGCGUGACGGGCGCUACCUCCGGGGACUACCAGUGUGAGGGUGAUCGGUGAUUAUCCCACGUUUUAGGAAGGAAGCACACAAAGCCAGACUCACCGUGUUCACUGAGCCCCUGAAGCCGCCCUUGAUAGCGGGGGCGCGAGAGUCCUAUACGCCAUUGGACACCGUGAGCCUCACCUGCACCUCCACCAACAAGCAGUACCUGCCGGUCCUCUCCUGGCGCAUCAACGGAGACCCAGUGCCACAGGAGUACGUCAUCAGUUAUUCAGGUCGCCGCGCCUUGGGUCUUCGCUUCGUGGCUCGCUCAGACCUUUUCGUGCGGGGCGUCAUCACCGUCACCUGCCUCGCUUCCUUCGGCGGCCGCCACCUGCAGGCCUCCGAGGCGAUGCUGGCCAACGCACACUACAGAGGCACGCAUGACUUCUACUAUAACGCAGGAGCGGCGAAUGGCGGGGGAGAGGUACUGCUGACGGGGACGCUGCUGGCGGUGGUCGUGGUGGCGCUGUGUCGUCGCCUCUACUAGCAGCCCCGCCGUGUUUGUACAGAUGUAUAUACGUGUGUGUGAGCGUGCGUGCGUCCUGGCGUCUUCUGAUCCCCCGCCCCUUCCCUCUUCGCAAGUGUACGGCCGAAAAAUAUAUUCCAUUCAAGUUCCUCCUGGUUGCUUAGUUACGUUUUCUGUUUUCUUUGCCAUUGGUUUGAACAAUAAAGAUUAUAUACUCCCACACUAAUCAGGGUAA